Talpa occidentalis (Iberian mole) is the source of this 461-nucleotide messenger RNA. RefSeq names its product phosphohistidine phosphatase 1 (gene PHPT1). Gene Ontology annotation, cellular component: cytosol. Gene Ontology annotation, biological process: peptidyl-histidine dephosphorylation. The record is from RefSeq and is a predicted model, not a curated record. Gene Ontology annotation, molecular function: protein histidine phosphatase activity. Bases 49 to 426 code for a protein of 125 amino acids. The transcript has 3 exons. Lineage: Eukaryota; Metazoa; Chordata; Mammalia; Eulipotyphla; Talpidae.
CCGCGCGCAGUGGCCGCAGAGCGGCGGAGCGGGCGCGCUCCGGGGAACAUGGCGGCGGCCGACCUCGCCCAGAUCCCCGAUGUGGACAUCGACCCCGACGGCGUCUUCAAGUACGUGCUGAUUCGAGUCCACGCGGCGCCGCCCUCCGGGGCCCCGGCCGCGGAGAACAAGGAAAUUGUGCGCGGCUACAAGUGGGCCGAGUACCACGCGGACAUCUACGACAAGGUCUCCGGCGAGCUGCAGAGGCAGGGCUUCGGCUGCGAGUGCCUGGGCGGGGGGCGCAUCUCCCACCAGAGCCAGGACCGGAGGAUCCACGUGUACGGCUACUCCAUGGGCUACGGACGCGCCCAGCACGCGGUCUCCACCGAGAAGAUCAAAGCCAAGUACCCCGACUACGAGGUCACUUGGGCGGACGACGGCUACUGAGACCGCGCGGGGCUCCACCGCCAGCCGCUGCCCGC